AUGCCUCCCAAGAAGAAGAAUGUGGAGACCGCCCCGGCCAAGCCUGUAAUGGCUUCGGCCAAAACCUCAACCAAACCUACGGCCAAAGCCGCAUCCAAGCCUGCUGCGACUGGCCCUGGUCGCUCCAAGAAGACCGACGCCGCCCCGGCCCCUAAGCCCACUACCACCAAGACCACCAAGGCCUCGGUGAAGAAGGUCACCAAGACGGUGACGAAGAAGGAGCCCGUCGCUGCCGCCGCCGGCGCGUCAAAGAAGAAGACGCAGCCCGCCGAGAAGGCCACCACGGCCAAGGGCAAGGCCACGACCAAGGCCUCGACCAUGUCGACCUCCGGGUCGAAGAAGCGCAAGGCCGAGGAGGCCGAGGAGGAGAAGCCCCGCGCGCCCAAGAAGCCUCGCGUCAUCCGCGAGCCCAAGUCCAAGGUCGUGAAGCCAAAGGCCGUUCCCCCCAAGGUCGUCAUCAACGAGGUCCCCAAGACUCGUCUGAACGUGUUUGUCUGUGGUGAGGGAAGCUCCGGUGAGUUGGGACUGGGUGCAGCCAAGGCUGCCAUCGACGUGAAGCGACCCCGACUCAACAAGUUCCUGGACGCCCAGGAAGUUGGUGUCGUGCAAGUCGCAGUCGGAGGCAUGCACUGCCUGGCCCUAACCCACGAUAACAAGAUCUUCACCUGGGGUGUGAACGACCAAGGCGCGCUCGGACGCGACACGACCUGGGACGGUGGCUACAAGGAGAUCAAGGAGGACGCCGGUAGUGGCUCGGAUUCGGAAGACGAGGACGACGACAGCGGUCUGAACCCGCGGGAGUCCACUCCCACCGCCAUCCCUUCCACCGAAUUCCCCGAGGGAACUGUCUUCGUUGCCGUUGCUGCCGCCGAUAGCGCGAGCUUUGCUCUGACCGACGAUGGUCAGGUUUACGGCUGGGGAACCUUCCGAAGCAACGACGGAAAGAUCAAGCAGCUCGCCUGUGGUGCUAACCAUGUCCUCGCCCUCAACGACCGCGGAAGCGUCUUCUCCUGGGGUUCUGGCCAGCAGAACCAGCUCGGUCGCCGCAUCGUCGAGCGCAACAAGCUCCACGGUCUGCAGCCUCGCGAGUUCGGCCUGCGCAAGAACAUUGUCCACGUCGGCUCCGGUUCCUACCACUCCUUCGCCGUGCACGCCAACGGCACGGUCUACGCCUGGGGUCUGAACUCUUUCGGUGCCACCGGUAUCCGUGACAACGCUGGUGACGAUGAAGCCGCCAUCUCUCACCCUCUCCCCGUCGAGUCGCUCUCCAAGCAGGACAUCACCCAGCUCUGUGGUGGCGCUCACCACUCGAUUGCCCGCACUGCCGAUGGCAAGUGCCUGGUUUGGGGUCGUGUCGAUGGUCACCAGAGCGGCAUCAAGGUCGACUCCCUCCCCGACGAUUCGGUCAUCAAGGACUCGCGCGGCCGUCCCCGCAUUCUGAUUGAGCCCACUCAAGUUCCCGGUAUCAACGCUGUCGCCGUUGCCGCCGCUUCGGACCACUCGCUUGCCAUUGACGCUGAUGGUCGUGCUUGGUCUUGGGGUUUCUCUGCCACCUACCAGACUGGACAGGGCACCCAGGAUGACAUUGAGGUGGCCACCAAGAUCGACAACACUGCCACCCGUGACCGCAAGCUGAACUGGGCUGGCGCCGGUGGCCAGUUCUCCGUCUUCACUGAUGCCGCGUGA
Penicillium cataractarum is the source of this 1686-nucleotide messenger RNA. Its product is annotated as RCC1 domain-containing protein. The record is from RefSeq and is a predicted model, not a curated record. Gene Ontology annotation, molecular function: guanyl-nucleotide exchange factor activity. The coding region runs from base 1 to 1686 and encodes 561 amino acids. Gene Ontology annotation, cellular component: cytoplasm. The transcript is spliced from 3 exons. NCBI's taxonomy places the organism in Eukaryota, Fungi, Ascomycota, Eurotiomycetes, Eurotiales, Aspergillaceae.